Messenger RNA from Candoia aspera, 2652 nucleotides. RefSeq names its product zinc finger protein ZFP2-like. Gene Ontology annotation, cellular component: chromatin; PcG protein complex; transcription regulator complex. Gene Ontology annotation, molecular function: DNA-binding transcription factor activity, RNA polymerase II-specific; RNA polymerase II cis-regulatory region sequence-specific DNA binding. Gene Ontology annotation, biological process: regulation of transcription by RNA polymerase II. The coding region runs from base 1 to 2544 and encodes 847 amino acids. Lineage: Eukaryota; Metazoa; Chordata; Lepidosauria; Squamata; Candoiidae. The record is from RefSeq and is a predicted model, not a curated record. The transcript is spliced from 2 exons.
AUGUCGGAGGAGAGGAGGAGGGCAGAGGAAGUUCCUGUUCCGGCUCCCGCCUGGGGGGAGAGCGGCGCGGAGGAGCGCUCUGUGGUCUUCGCGGGGUCGGAGCAGCAGCGGCGGGAGGUGAGCGGAGGCCGGGAGGGAGGCGAGGGCGGGAGCGCGCGGGGCUGCCUCGUUUCCUCCGCGGGGAGAGCCAGAUUCCAUGAAAAGUUCAAGGGGGAUCAUUUCCAAAUUCCGAAAAAGAGGGCAAUUUCUGGAAGCCAGUGGGGAGGAAGAGGUCACCUGGCUAGCCACAUAGGGCAGACAGUAACGCAAACCUCACCCUCUGAGGGAGGAAACAGUCGCUUGAAUCAAAGCACCACCAAACGAAGGAUCAGAAAUCGUUUCGAUCUCCUCGAAAAUCCAAGAAUAUCAUUGGUGGAAAAACCCCACAGAGGUGUAUAUUGUGGGAAAAGCACAGAUUACAGAUCACAGCUGAUUAUGCAUGAGACGACUGACAUUGGUGAGAAGCCCUACCAGUGUUCUCAAGGCGACAAAAGCUUUAGCAAGGACGCCACCCUGGUGAAUCACAAGAGGACCUUCACUGGGGAAAAACUCUUUGUGUGUCCAAAUUGUGGGAAAAGUUUCAGUCAGAAUUCCCAUCUGGUGAGACACCAGAGGACUCACACAGGAGAGAAACCGUAUGAGUGUCCAGAUUGUGGGAAGAGUUUCAGUCAGAAUUCUCACCUGGUGAGACACCAGAGUACUCAUACAGGAGAGAAUCUGUAUGAGUGUCUGGAUUGUGGGAAAAGUUUCAGUCGGAAUUCCAACCUGGUGAGACACCGGAGGACUCACACAGGAGAGAAACCGUAUGAAUGUCCGGAUUGUGGGAAGCGUUUCAGUCGGAAUUCCGACCUGGUGAUACACCAGAGUAUUCACACAGGAGAGAAACCAUAUGAGUGUCCAGAUUGUGGGAAAAGUUUCAGUCGGAAUUCCAACCUGGUGAUACACCAGAGCACUCACACAGGAGAGAAACCAUAUGAAUGUCCAGAUUGUCGGAAAAGUUUCAUUCGGAAUUCCCACUUGGUGAUACAUCAGAGGACUCACACAGGAGAGAAACUGUAUGCGUGUCUGGACUGUGGGAAAAGUUUCAGUCAGAAUUCCAACCUGGUAAUACACCGGAGGACUCACACAGGAGAGAAACCGUAUGAGUGUCCGGAUUGUGGGAAAAGUUUCAUUAGGAGUUCCAGCCUGGUGAUACACCAGAGGACUCACACAGGAGAGAAACCCUAUGAGUGUCCAGAUUGUGGAAAGCGUUUCAGUUGGAAUUCCGACCUGGUGAUACAUCAGAGGACUCACACAGGAGAGAAAUCAUGUGAGUGUCUAGAUUGUGGGAAACGUUUCAGUCGCAAUUCCUACCUUGUGGUACACCAAAGGAUUCACACAGGAGAGAAACCGUAUGAGUGUCCGGAUUGUGGGAAGCGUUUCAGUUGGAAUUCCGACCUGGUGAUACACCAGAGGACUCACACAGGAGAGAAACCGUAUGAGUGUCUGGAUUGUGGGAAGCGUUUUAGUCGGAAUACCGACCUGGUGAUACAUAAGAGGACUCACACAGGAGAGAAACCAUAUGAGUGUCCAGACUGUGGGAAAAGAUUCAGUCAGAAUUCUGACCUGGUGAAACACCAGAGGACUCAUACAGGAGAGAAACCAUAUCAGUGUCGGGAUUGUGGGAAAUGUUUCAGAUGGAAUUCCAACCUUGUGGUACACUGGAGGACUCACACAGGAGAGAAACCGUAUGAGUGUCGGGAUUGUGGGAAGCGUUUCAGUCGGAAUUCUGACCUGGUGCUGCACCAGAGGACUCACACAGGAGAGAAACCGUAUGAGUGUCUGGAUUGUGGGAAGCGUUUCAGUCGGAAUUCUGACUUGGUGAUACACCAGAGGACUCACACAGGAGAAAAACCGUAUGACUGUCUGGUUUGUGGGAAAAGUUUCAGUCAGAAUUCUGACCUGGUGAAGCACCAGAGGACUCACACAAGAGAGAAACCGUAUGAGUGUCUGGAUUGUGGGAAACGUUUCAGUCGGAAUUCCAACCUUGUGAUACACCGGAGGACUCAUGCAGGAGAAAAACUGUAUGAGUGUCCGGAUUGUGGGAAAAGUUUCCGUUGGAAAUCCAGCCUGGUGAUGCACCAAAGGACUCACACAGGAAUGAAACCGUAUGAAUGUCCAGAAUGUGGGAAAAGUUUCAUUCGGAAUUCUGACCUGGUGGUACACCAGAGGACUCACACAGGAGAGAAACCGUAUCAGUGUCCAGAUUGUGGGAAAUGUUUCAGUUCCAAAUCCAAGCUGGUGAUACACCAGAGGACUCACACAGGAGAGAAGCCGUAUGAGUGUCCAGAUUGUGGGAAAGAUUUCCGUCUUAGGUCUGGCCUUAUAAAUCAUGUAGUUUUACACAUAGGAGAGAAACCAUUCAAAUGUCCAGACUGUGGAGAGUGCUUCACAAAGAAGUUUUCCCUUAGCAGACACAAGAAAAUCCAUAAGGGGCAGAAGGUGAUGAGUGUAGAGAAGGCUUGAAUUUCUCUUCUCAUCUCCCAUUGGAUAUCCAGCUGAAAAGUUAAGUAUUUAAUUUCUGGACUGAUUCUUUUUGGUCAAACAUGUCUCAGUAUGAGAGAUGAGGGAGGA